Molecule: messenger RNA, 318 nt
Organism: Strongylus vulgaris
Lineage: Eukaryota; Metazoa; Nematoda; Chromadorea; Rhabditida; Strongylidae
Source: the annotation of a GenBank genome assembly
AUGUCAUCACAAACACCAUCACGCGGUGGUGGUACAAGUGGAGGUGGUGGUGGCGGAACGAUGACGUGGGCAUCGUCACGACGUUUAGUUAUCACAAACGAUGUGCCACAAAUCGUUGUGGCUAACAAUACCCCACCACGAAAUCACGACCGUGGAGGGAUAGUGUUUUCGUAUUCGCGUGGCACAAGUUCAACAAAUGCCCGCGGAGGAGGAUUCCAGGCUAGUAGAGGUGGUUGCAGUUCAGGAUAUCAGAUCAGGAACUCCUCAGCAACGAGAGGUGGUGAGUCUGAUUUAAAGAAUCGUCAGAAUGGCGAGUGA